Megalobrama amblycephala (Wuchang bream) is the source of this 2248-nucleotide messenger RNA. RefSeq lists its product as uncharacterized. Bases 736 to 1389 code for a protein of 217 amino acids. The transcript is spliced from 3 exons. The record is from RefSeq and is a predicted model, not a curated record. NCBI's taxonomy places the organism in Eukaryota, Metazoa, Chordata, Actinopteri, Cypriniformes, Xenocyprididae.
GUAUGUCUUAUGUUAAGAAGCAGUAUUCAUCAUUUAAAAUUCAUUAUUUAAACUUUGUUAUUCAUAUACUGAUUUAAUGAUAUAAUGUGGUCAUGUUCAUAUGUUUUUAUAUUCUCAUAUGUCUUAUAGUUGUUUUUUUAUUUCUGUGACGGCGAACAUAGAUUAUUCUGACUGGACUUUCUUCCCUGUGAGAAGAAACUUUUCAUUCGAGUUCCUUAAAUGAAUAGAAAUAAUAAUUUAAAAAAAACUCCACACAAUACACGUCCAAUAAGACACAGUGUGACAUGGCGACAAAUAUCUGCACCAAAUAAAUAUAUAUAUAUGUAUGAAUAAAUAUCGAGGACAAAUAAGUGGCACCAGCGACUUCUGGUAUUUGCUGAAGAAUAGUAUUAAUUCCCACCAGCAGCUGACGCAUGCGUAUAAGCUAUUCAUACUAUUUUAUUAUUUUUUUCUAGUGAAAAUGGCUGCCUUUCAGGUUUAAACCUCAGCGUUUCAGGGAAAAAAUAUCCAUCCCUUAAACCAGAAUUAGCACGAUCGUUAAGGAAAAAAGCAUCUUGCGCUUCAAGAAUGUGCAUAUUCCUGCGCGAAUAAAAUGAUGCUUUUGCUUUCAAGAAUGGAAGAUAGAUCUGUUUCAUGUUUAACCCAUUACAUUCCGUGAUCCGCGUUCCAGAUGAGUAACUGAAAGAAUAUUCUGUAUUAACAACCGAAUGGCGCCUGAAAAAAAAGAGACCAAACAUGCAGAUUGACAGGACAACGAUGGACUUGCAUAAGAGAUAUUUUGCGAAAAUGAUGCACCAAGUAGCCAGCAACAGCAACGACUAUGGUCUGGGUAGCAUUGGGGAUGAUGGGCAACACCCAGCCAGUCAUUUUGAGUUGUGCAGUUCACAGUCCAACAAAUUUUACCCCACUGCUCCACCUCCCUCGCUACAACUGCCACUCCCAAACUUGCCCCCCUUGCCACAGAGCAUGAUCAAGCCCAUGUCUUGCCAGAUGCAGGACUCCCAGAAUGAAUUUCACUCCCAAAACGUUCGAAUGAGGGGUGCAGAUGCUCCAGAGGGCUCUAAGAAAAAGAAGGGCCUUGGGAAGUCCGGACGACGAGGCAGGCCCUCGGGUACCACCAAGUCUGCAGGCUACAGGACAAGUACGGGACGACCGCCCGGGACGACCAGAGCAGCGGGAUUUAAAACCAGCCCAGGAAGGCCGCUGGGCACCACCAAAGCUGCAGGCUACAAGGUGAGCCCAGGUAGGCCUCCAGGCAGCAUCAAAACACUAUCAAGGCUUAACAAACUGGACUAUGGCGCCUGCAACGGUGCACCGUUCCCUUACACCAUGAUGCAGAAGAGGGCCUUGUGCGAAUCCACUGUGAAAGAGAAAGACGCUACCGAGUGAAAACCAUUUUUUAUUUAUUGCAAGGAGGGACUAGGGAUGUGGGUGCAUGUCCAAAGUCACAGUGAAUUGUGUUUGCAAUGUCAAACUCUUGCAAGGAACAAAAAGAAAAGAAAAAAAAAAAAGAUGGAUUUUGAUACCUAAGCUUGUGUAUGUGCCAGUGUUCUCCUUUUGUGUAUCUUUUUCCAAAGACCAUUAGCAUUACCUUUCUCGCUAUGACGUAUGUUAAUCUAUUGUACAGAUGUGCAUGACGGUAGUAUUGUGAAAUAAAUACAGUAUUGAACACAUAUUAAUCUUUUUGGUCCUUAGACUUUGCUCAAGUAAACUGCGAUUGUGUUGUUUUACAUUUACCUUUUACUUAAAGCUUUUGAUGUAAAGUUACAGUCUUCAUCACACCUGGUUUGUUUCACUCUAGAUUUUAGGACAUUGCAUUUGACUUGAAAAAUCUUAUCAUCAGUAAUAAUUCUUCUGUUCCCCUGAUGUGUAUGUGAAAGUGCUCUGUUUGUAAUGUCUAACAAUAUGUUUAUCUUUUUUGUUGUUGUUGUUGUAUUUAUGAAAUGUCUGGUGCCCUUUUAAGACAGAAGAUGAUGUGGAUUUUUGAUUUAAAAAAAAGUCAAGUCAGAUUUCAGCAAUGGCAUAACCUUUCGUGCUCUUGUAAAUAUAACUGUGAGUUUAUAUCAGCCAGUGUGCUCUGUUCCAUCCAAAAUUGUUUUGCUGAUUAAUGAUCCCAUUUAAAAUACCAUGUUACUUUUGUUUUUGUUUUUUACCACUGGGCUAAAACAAGUUUUAAAGUCUCAAUUUUGUGUAAUUGAAUACACCUGAUCUGAUAAAAAAAUAAUAAACACUUAUCACUCAAAAAAUA